Molecule: messenger RNA, 1226 nt
Organism: Chenopodium quinoa (quinoa)
Lineage: Eukaryota; Viridiplantae; Streptophyta; Magnoliopsida; Caryophyllales; Amaranthaceae
Exons: 4
Coding region: 305-1069 (254 amino acids)
Source: RefSeq, a predicted model, not a curated record
CUAAUAUCCCUUAUAUAAACCCUUGCGUACUUCAUAAGUCGUAACUCAUCAUAACCAAAAUUCUCAAUUGUAGUUUACAUAUAGAGAGAAGGAAGAGAAAAAAAAGAGAGAGAAAAUUGUAAGAAUUAGCUUUAAAGUGUUAGAAGAUUUUUAGAGACUUCAGUUGAGAUCAUCAGAAUACAUAGAGAGAAAAUUGUAAGCGUUGACUUUCAAGUUUCAGAAUAUUGUUAGACUUUUGGUUGAGAUCCUGUUAUUCAAUCAGAAUACAUUAAGAGAAGGAAGAACAAAAGGGAGAAAUUUAACCAUGGAAGACAUUGGACCUAUGAGAUGCCCUACCCAUCUAAAUAAUUAUCUCCGGCAAAAAGAACAUAUGAAGACCUACAAUUGCGAUGGUUGUAAGAUGGAUGGACAUGGACAAAGCUAUAUGUGUACCAAAUGCGACUACGUGCUUCAUUUGCAGUGUAUGUUUCCAUCAAACAAAAUAGCUCCAUCAUUCUUACAAAAUGAUAAAAUAUUCGAAUUCAUGAAAGAACCUCGUCCACUGCCAAAACCUAGUUAUAAGCGAUAUUGUGACGCUUGUGGAUUUGAAGUGAAAGGGUUUGUUUACCAUUGUUUUAAAAUGGGUUUUGAUUUGCACCCUUGUUGUGCUAGCUUGGGAUCUCAUUUAGAGAUUGAUGGUCAAAUAUUUACUCUCAAGAAAGAUAGUGCACCAAAAAAAUGUGACCUCUGUGGCACAGACGAUGCUAAAAAGAGUGACGUAAUUGAUUCUGGAUGGUUCUAUGCAUCUAAGAAUAAGGAUUAUAAGUGUCACGUGUCUUGCAUUAUGAAUUUGGCUAUUAAGAGCACAAUAAAAGGCAAUAGCUCUAUUAAUGAUGGUAUGGCUUUAGCGAACUUGGAGUUACUACCAACAGUUAAUAAGCGAAGAAGUGGUAGAGAUGGGAGCAAGUAUUGGAGAAUUCUGAAGGCUAUUGUAGUGUAUGUGAUAUCAAUAGCCGUUGGAGAUCCAACAACAAUUAUGGCGAAGUUAGCUGUAGAGAGUGUAGUGCAACUUGGAGCGCUUAUGUUCUAAAUUCCUAACCAUGUACUUUAGCUAGACAAACAAGUAUCGCUUAGGUAAAUUUGUUUAUAAAGUUCAUAAUAUUUUUGUUUGUUUCUUGUACAUGAUUAUGUAAUACAAUUUAAUUUAUUCAUUAUAUAACUAGUUCAGCUGUACAAGUAUUAUAUUA